Molecule: messenger RNA, 1900 nt
Organism: Ceutorhynchus assimilis (cabbage seed weevil)
Lineage: Eukaryota; Metazoa; Arthropoda; Insecta; Coleoptera; Curculionidae
Source: the annotation of a GenBank genome assembly
GUUGAGUUGUAUAGAUCAAUAAAAAUUGAUCAUUUGCUUGGAUUCAAUAAUCAAUUUAAAAAUCGGUUCAAUAACAGAUUUUCUAUUGAGCUGUCAAUAUUAAAAAGUAUGGAUUUUUUGACCCUCGAUGCGGAAAGGGCAAGGAACUAUAUUUUGUGGAUAGAUUUUUGAAUUGUUUUUUUAUCAAGGCAAAAUUUAAGGAUGACUGGAUAGGCCUACCCUAAUUUGAUAUAGUAUUAUGGCUGGCUUCUACCGACAACAUUCCAUAAAUCAUGCUGUAAUAGUGUCUUGUUACAGUAAAAAAGAUCGAGUACAGCUUUUAAAAAAUGUUAUUUCAAGUCAAAAUCAAAUGGCUUUAACAUCCAACAUUCAAAAACUACCUGAACAUGUUAAUCUUUUGAAAAUCAGACACGGAAGGCUUGGAAUUGUGCUUGAUGGUGACUGCGAAAAAUCCAAAGAAAUACUUUCAUUUUGCGGUAAUAAUAAAUUUUUCGACUUAAAAUACUAUUGGCUGAUAUUCACCGACAAAAAUAUCGCAAAUCUCUUCUCACAAGUUGACCACAAUGUAGAUUCAAAUAUAUUUGUUCUCAAAAAUAAUAAUCCUCUGUUAGAAAAUCAACACGAUAUUUUUGAGUUUUACAAUCCUGCCUCUUUAAAGGGUGGGAAUCCUGUUAUUGAAAAAAUUGGAUUUUUUAACAGUUCAAACGGUUAUCAGGUCAAUGGUCUGGAUAAUAAAUUUUUUCGACGUAAAGAUUUGAGAGGGGUGACAUUCAAAACUACACUUGUGCUUCAUGAGCCUUAUCCAGGAACUCCCGAACAAUAUUUGGAAAGUACUGAUCUUAAGCAAUACAACACCUAUAGUCGAUAUCAUGCUAAAUUGAUAAAAUAUUGUCAGGAACAUUAUCAGUUUAGCAUGACGAUUGUUAAUGUGACUAAUCUUUUUGGUUACCGAAAGCCAGAUGGCUCAAUGGACGGACUAGCAGGAGAUUUGGAAAGAAAUAUUGUGGAUUUUGGUAUAGUUCCUCUUGCUGUACGUAAAGAUCGUGCUAAUUAUACAUCAGAUAAUGUUUCGCUGAAACUAUACAAAACUGCAAUUCGGGGUAAAGAAAAGCAAGUUUAUUUGAACACUAUCAAAGGCUUGGAGCAAGUGAAAUUCGGACACUAUGCUUUUUUGGUUGAAUUAGCUAAGGCUUAUCCUUUUAUGAAAGAGCAUCUUCAAGAACAGCUUUGUCAGAUUAAAGAAAUCAGGUUGUUCCAGAAUACUAGAUGUUAUGCUAAUUAUGUUAAGCAUUCACCGUUUAGAGACUUAUUCGAUGUAUGUUUACAUCGUAUAGCUGAGAGUGGCGUUAUGGAAAAGGAAAUAACUUUUUGGCACACAAACAAACCGAAUUGCAAUCACAAUUAUGAUGUUAGCACAGGAAUUGAAGAAACUUACGUUUUAAUAUGCAGUAAUAAUAAAUUUUUCGACUUAAAAUACUAUUGGCUGAUAUUCACCGACAAAAAUAUCCCAAAUCUAUUCUCCCAAGUUGACCACAAUGUAGAUUCAAAUAUAUUUGUUCUCAAAAAUAAUCCUCUGUUAGAAAAUCAACACGAUAUUUUUGAGUUUUUCAAUCCUGCCUCAUUGAAGGGUGGGAAUCCUGUUAUUGAAAAAAUUGGAUUUUUUAACAGUUCAAACGGUUAUCAGGUCGAUGGUUUGGAUAAUAAAUUUUUUCGACGUAAAGAUUUGAGAGGGGUGACAUUCAAAACUACACUUGUGUUUCAUGAGCCUUAUCCAGGAACUCCCGAACAAUAUUUGGAAAGUACUGAUCUUAAGCAAUACAACACCUAUAGUCGAUAUCAUGCUAAAUUGAUGAGAUAUUGUCAGGAACAUUAUCAGUUUAGGUUUGUAGCUAUCAAUUGA